UGUAACGCACAACAACAACAACAAGAAAAACAAAUACAGUGGGAUAAAGGGGGGCUGAGGCAGAAGACGAAGAAUUAAAAUUUGUGCUUUCAUUAGCAAACUUGCUGCAACUGUGCCCGCUCCGAAAGCAACUGCAACUAAAACAAAGCAACAACAACAAUAAAAAUAACAAUAACAACAAACAACAUACAACAAAGAGUUAGAGCUCUGUGUACAACCGUAACAACAGCUACAACAACGUCGCUGCCACGCCCACAACGCUCAACACCAGCGCUCAGAGGGAAAUGAGAUGAAGUGGUUUCAAGUGACCAUAGAUAUGAUUCUUGUGCUUUCAUUUAUAUCAAGCAGCACAGCGAAUCCGGAUGCGAAGCGACUGUACGACGAUCUGCUUAGCAAUUACAACAAAUUGGUGCGUCCCGUUGUAAAUGUCACAGAUGCGCUGACGGUGCGCAUCAAGCUGAAGCUAUCGCAACUGAUUGAUGUCAAUCUGAAGAAUCAAAUAAUGACCACCAAUCUGUGGGUGGAGCAGUCCUGGUACGACUACAAGCUCAAAUGGGAGCCCAAGGAAUAUGGCGGUGUCGAAAUGCUUCAUGUGCCCUCCGAUCACAUCUGGCGACCAGAUAUUGUGCUCUACAACAACGCCGAUGGCAACUUCGAGGUGACGCUGGCGACAAAGGCAACAUUGAACUACACAGGGCGCGUGGAGUGGCGACCACCGGCCAUUUAUAAGAGCUCCUGCGAAAUCGAUGUCGAGUAUUUUCCAUUUGAUGAGCAAACAUGCGUCAUGAAGUUCGGCAGUUGGACUUACGAUGGAUUCCAGGUGGAUCUGCGUCACAUUGAUGAACUGAACGGCACCAAUGUGGUUGAAGUGGGCGUGGAUCUCUCCGAGUUCUAUACGUCCGUUGAAUGGGAUAUACUCGAAGUUCCUGCAGUGCGCAAUGAGAAAUUCUACACGUGCUGCGAUGAGCCAUAUCUGGACAUAACAUUCAACAUCACAAUGAGACGAAAGACGCUCUUCUACACGGUCAACCUGAUCAUACCCUGCAUGGGCAUCAGUUUUUUAACCAUAUUGGUCUUCUACCUGCCAUCGGACAGCGGUGAAAAGGUAUCAUUAAGCAUAUCCAUUCUACUGUCGCUCACUGUGUUCUUCCUGCUGCUGGCGGAAAUCAUUCCGCCCACGUCGCUGGUGGUGCCGCUGCUCGGCAAAUUUGUGCUCUUCACAAUGAUACUGGAUACGUUCAGCAUCUGUGUUACAGUCCUGGUACUGAAUAUCCAUUUCCGGUCACCGCAGACACAUACGAUGGCUCCGUGGGUGCGUACGGUGUUCAUCAAUCAGCUGCCGCGCUUUUUGGUGAUGCGUCGACCGCUCUAUCCGAUCAGCGAGAUGAUCAAGUCCUCACGCCGUCUCAUGGUGCGCACAUGUAACGGUCUCGAGCUCAGGGAUCAAAUACCACCGCUGCCACCACCCGUCGCCCUAUCCCGCAUGCAUCAUAGCCCCAAGACGACGUCGCGCAGCACCUCGCCACAUCUACAGCAUCGAGUCCAGGCCAUGAACUUGAUGGACGACCUGGGCACUGUUGGUGGCAUGGGCAUGGGAAUAGGCAUGGGUGGGGGUGGAGGUGGCGCAUCAACGAUCACUGGGCAUUUGAGCUCGCUGUAUCCGCCAACUAUCUCGACAGUGAAUCAACAGACCUCGACAACAUCCUCGCUCAUCGAUGCACAGUAUCACAAUCAGUACCAGCAGACAGGCGGAUCCCUGCUGGAUCAUCCGCUGACGCCGACCAAGUUCCGGCAGAUGACCUCAACCUCGAGUCAGACGGCCCAGAAUGGUGCCGGUCAUCAUCACUACAGUGCGGGAGGCGGUUGUGGUGGCGGUGGGAGUGGUGCUGGCAAAAGUAGCUCCACCUCGACGCUGGCACAUCAGGCGAGUCAGGCGGGCAGUUAUCAUCUGUAUCGGCAGCAGUCGAGCUGCUCGGCAAACUUCUCGCCACUGCCGGUGCAUGCGCAUCAGGCGCAUGCCUCAACGACCACCUGCGACCUGGGCCUGGGCAGUAACCACAAUCCCAAUGUGAUAAAGUCCACGACGACGGUCAAUUCGGUGGCCACCGCCUCAACGCUCGCCGAUUCCUGCUGCAGCGGCAUUCAGAUUCAACACCAGGGCAUGGGCGCCGGCGCCGCUUGCCAAUCCUCGGAGCUCCUGCAUAUGCAUCGACCCACCACAUCUGCCGCUGCUACGGCAUCUGCAGCCGCGUCUGCAUCGGCUUCGGGCGCAAGCACCUCAGCAGCGGCUGCAGCAGCGGCUGCGUCUGCUGCAGCAGCGGGUGGUGCAACGCCGCCGCCACCACCACCGCCGGCCUGUGAUAUACUGCCCGCCUGUCAGCGCGAAGGCGGUCCCCAUUGCUGUUCGGGGCGUGGCAAUGUCCGCCAGCGCUGGCACACCUGCCCGGAGCUCCACAAAGCCAUGGACGGCGUCACGUACAUUGCGGAUCAGACGCGCAAAGAGGAGGAGAGCACACGGGUCAAAGAGGACUGGAAGUACGUUGCCAUGGUGCUGGAUCGACUCUUUCUCUGGAUAUUCACAAUAGCUGUCGUUGUGGGCACUGCUGGCAUUAUCCUGCAGGCUCCCACGCUCUACGACACUCGCGUGCCCAUUGACAUCAAGCUGUCGGAGAUUGCAUCCACGACGGCUAAACCGAAUGUGGCGAGACCCGUGUUAACGUACCUUUAAAUGGAAAGACGAAAAACAGAAAAUGAACAACCAAC
Molecule: messenger RNA, 2763 nt
Organism: Drosophila grimshawi
Lineage: Eukaryota; Metazoa; Arthropoda; Insecta; Diptera; Drosophilidae
Gene: nAChRalpha3
Product: acetylcholine receptor subunit alpha-like
Exons: 11
Coding region: 290-2728 (812 amino acids)
Biological process (GO): monoatomic ion transmembrane transport; chemical synaptic transmission; nervous system process
Cellular component (GO): neuron projection; postsynaptic membrane; synapse
Molecular function (GO): transmembrane signaling receptor activity; acetylcholine-gated monoatomic cation-selective channel activity
Source: RefSeq, a predicted model, not a curated record